This is a messenger RNA of Manihot esculenta (cassava), 875 nucleotides long. Its product is annotated as ubiquitin-conjugating enzyme E2 30. The transcript is spliced from 5 exons. The record is from RefSeq and is a predicted model, not a curated record. Gene Ontology annotation, biological process: protein polyubiquitination. The coding region runs from base 172 to 618 and encodes 148 amino acids. Gene Ontology annotation, molecular function: ubiquitin conjugating enzyme activity. NCBI's taxonomy places the organism in Eukaryota, Viridiplantae, Streptophyta, Magnoliopsida, Malpighiales, Euphorbiaceae. Gene Ontology annotation, cellular component: nucleus.
AUAAAUAAAUUUAAUAUAUUUAUUUUUUAAUAUAAGAAGUGCGUGCAUGGCAUUGAAGACAAACAUGUAUAUAUAGGCUCCAUUGGAUUGACGUCCUCUUCAUCUUCUGUUCUGUUCAUCUGUCAAACUCUAGCCAGAAGUGAUUUUUUAUGAACUUUUAGAGAGUUUGGGAUGGCUUCAAAGCGAAUUAACAAGGAAUUGAAGGACUUGCAGAAGGACCCUCCAGUUUCCUGCAGUGCAGGUCCUGCUGGAGAUGACAUGUUUCAUUGGCAAGCAACGAUCAUGGGUCCAGCAGAUAGCCCUUAUGCUGGAGGUGUUUUCAUGGUAUCCAUACACUUUCCUCCUGAUUAUCCAUUCAAGCCUCCCAAGGUUUCCUUCAAGACAAAAGUUUAUCACCCAAACAUCAAUAGUAAUGGCAGUAUCUGCCUUGACAUUCUCAAGGAACAAUGGAGUCCUGCACUUACAGUUUCAAAGGUGUUACUGUCCAUAUGUUCACUGCUGACAGAUCCAAACCCUGAUGAUCCUUUGGUGCCUGAGAUUGCUCAUGUGUACAAGACUGAUAAAGCCAAGUAUGAGACUACAGCUCGAUCCUGGACACAGAAAUAUGCUAUGGGCUAGUAGCACUUUAUUUUCUUAUGGUAUAGUUGUUGGGGAUACAAGGGCGGAUCUUAUAGUUUUUCCAUUUGAUAGCAUAUGCAAGCUAGACAUUUAAAUAAUACCUGAGACGUUAGCUAUUUAAUUGGACAUUGUCUUUAAGAGUUAUAAGUCCAAUAGAUUCUUGAAUUUAUUUUUUCAAUGAUGAAAUUGCAGUAGAAUUAGUAUCCUACUGAAGCCAAUCUCUUGAAUGGCGUCAAUGGAAUUCAUUUACUGGAGCA